AUGCGUCGCAUCUCCCGCACAGUCUCUGGUCGUUCUGGCUUCUCCGACUAUGAGGAGCCAAAGGAUGACGAACACAUCAGCAAAGCCGAGGACUGGUCAUUGAUGCCCGAAGUUAAGAGAUAUGCUGAGAAUGAUCCUGCCACCGGACGUAAGCUCGGAGUCACCUGGAACAACCUUACGGUCAAGGGUGUUCGUGCUGACGCUGCUUACAACGAGAACUUUCUCAGUCAGUUCAAUGUACCGCAACACAUCAAGGAAGGGCGCCACCCUGCACCUCUCAGGACCAUUAUCGACAACAGUUCUGGCUGUGUGAAGCCUGGAGAGAUGCUGCUUGUGCUUGGCCGUCCUGGCGCAGGUUGUACGACACUUCUUAAGAUGCUCUCCAACAGGAGAGCAGGCUAUGCAGAGAUUGAGGGCGAUAUCAGAUUUGGUACCAUGGAUCCUAAAGAAGCCCAACAAUACAAAGGUCAAAUUGCCAUGAAUACCGAAGAUGAGCUCUUCUUCCCUACCCUUACAGUCGGCCGCACUAUGGACUUCGCCACUCGCCUAAAGGUGCCCAACAACUUGCCACAAGGCACCGAAAGCAGAGAGCAAUUCCGCACCGAGUACAAGGACUUCCUCCUGAGGUCCAUGGGAAUCGAUCACACAGCCGACACGAAGGUGGGCAAUGAGUACGUCCGUGGCGUCAGUGGUGGUGAGCGUAAGAGAGUUUCGAUCAUCGAAACUCUUGCGACCAUGGCAAGCGUGUACUGCUGGGACAACUCUACCCGCGGUCUUGAUGCCUCGACCGCUUUGGAGUACACUCGCGCUCUGCGUGCCAUGACUGAUAAGCUAGGCUUGGCCACUAUCGUAACGCUGUACCAAGCCGGAAAUGGUAUCUAUGAUCUCUUCGACAAGGUGCUGGUUCUUGAUGAGGGCAAACAAAUCUAUUAUGGUCCUCGCGCCCAAGCUCGCCCCUUUAUGGAGAAACUCGGCUUCAUUUGCGACGACGCUGCAAACGUUGCCGAUUUUCUGACUGGUGUCACUGUCCCUACGGAGCGAAAAAUUAAGGAUGGCUUCGAAGCUCAAUUCCCCAGGAAUGCAUCAGCAAUUCGCGAGCGCUACGAAGCGUCAUCGAUUAAGGCCAAGAUGGACAAGGAGCUCGACUUCCCAGAAAGUACACGCGCGAAGGAGUGGACUGCCGAUUUCCAGAAAGCAACUCACGAAGACAAGGCCAAGGGCAUACCUAGCCACAGUCCCAACACCGUUGGCUUCCAAUCGCAAGUCAAGGCUUGUAUCAUCAGACAGUACGAAAUCCUGUGGGGUGACAAGGCAACCUUCUUCAUCAAGCAAGGCUCUACUCUGGUACAAGCUCUUAUCUCCGGUUCGCUCUUCUACAACGCCCCUAACAAUUCUUCUGGUCUCUUCAUUAAGGGAGGUGCCCUCUUCUUAUCUCUCCUCUUCAACGCUCUCUUGGCCAUGUCCGAAGUCACCGACUCCUUUUCGGGCCGUCCUAUCUUGGCUAAGCAUAAAUCUUUCGCCUUCUACAAUCCAGCUGCCUUCUGUAUCGCUCAGAUUGUUUGCGAUUUGCCAGUUCUUGUCUUCCAGAUCAGUAUCUUCUCGGUCGUCUUGUACUUCAUGGUUGGCCUGAAGGUCACUGCUGCUGCCUUCUUCACAUACUGGUUUGUCAUCUAUCUCUCGACUUUGGUCAUGACUGCGCUUUUUAGAGCCAUUGGCGCUGCCUUCCCAACAUUUGAUGCUGCCUCCAAGGUCUCUGGUUUCAUGAUCAGUGCCCUCAUCACGUACAUUGGUUACCAGAUUCCCAAGCCCGAGAUGCACCCUUGGUUCGUGUGGAUCUACUGGAUCAACCCUAUGUCCUAUGGUUUCGAGUCCCUUCUUGGAAACGAGUUCAAAGGCCGUGUCAUUCCUUGUGUCAACAACAACCUUGUUCCCAAUGGCCCUGGUUACACCGAUGCUGCUUACCAAGCCUGUGCUGGUGUUCGCGGCGCUGUCCCAGGCGCUACCGAGAUCACUGGUGAACAGUACCUUCACAGUCUCUCAUACAACUCUUCGCACAUCUGGCGCAAUGUCGGUAUCCUAUUCGCUUGGUGGUUCCUGUAUGUUGCUAUGACCAUCUUUUUCACCCUUCGUUGGAGCGAGAAUGGCAAUUCAAAUGGUUACCUUUUGGUCCCACGCGAGAAGGCUCACCUAGCCAAAGGUCUAAUGAACAAGACCAACACUGAUGAGGAGAACCCUGCCGAGAAGUCUCAAACAUCGAUCUCAAGCGCUGACACCCAAGUUCCUGCUGGCAAGGACGAAAAGCCCAAGUCCGAGUCUGAGAACAACGACCAGCUUGUUCGCAACACCAGUAUCUUCACCUGGAGAAACCUGACCUACACUGUCAAGACACCAUCAGGCGACAGAGUUCUUCUUGACAACAUCCAUGGUUACGUGAAGCCCGGCAUGCUCGGCGCUCUCAUGGGUAGUUCCGGUGCCGGUAAGACCACCCUUCUCGAUGUUCUUGCCCAGCGCAAGACAGAUGGUACAAUCAAGGGUGAGGUCCUCGUCGAUGGUCGUCCUCUCUCGGUCUCGUUUCAACGUUCUGCUGGUUACUGCGAGCAACUCGAUGUCCACGAGCCUUUGACUACCGUCAGAGAGGCACUCGAGUUUUCAGCUCUCCUUCGCCAGAGCCGUGAUACACCUGACUCCGAGAAGAUUGCUUACGUUGAUACCAUCAUUGAUCUUCUAGAGCUUCACGAUCUUGAUCACACCCUUAUCGGCAAGCCUGGUGCUGGCCUUUCGAUCGAACAACGAAAGCGCGUCACAAUAGGAGUCGAAUUGGUCUCUAAACCAUCGAUCUUGAUUUUCCUUGACGAACCCACGAGUGGUCUAGACGGACAGGCUGCCUUCAAUACUGUUCGAUUUUUGAGAAAGUUGGCCGAUGUGGGUCAAGCUGUACUUGUUACUAUCCACCAGCCGUCCGCCCAGCUGUUCGCAGAGUUCGAUACACUGCUUCUUCUCACCCGUGGAGGCAAGACUGUUUACUUUGGUGACAUCGGAAAAGAUGCGCAGACCAUCAAGGAGUACUUUGGCCGAUAUGACGCUGCUUGCCCACCUAGCAGUAACCCCGCUGAGCAUAUGAUCGAUGUGUGCUCUGGCUCUCUAUCACAAGGCAGAGAUUGGCAUCAGAUCUGGCUCGAGUCUCCCGAGAACAAGAAGAUGCAUGAAGACCUCGAUGCCAUGAUCCAAGACGCCGCCGGUAAGCCCCCUGGUACCAAGGACGACGGCUACGAAUUCGCCACCUCCCUUUGGACUCAGACCAGACUGGUCACCAACCGCAUGAAUGUCUCGAUCUACCGCAACACCGACUACAUCAUGAACAAGAUCAUGCUCCACAUUGGUACUGCAUUGUUCAUGGGCUUCACAUUCUGGAUGAUCGGCAGCGGUGUCUACGAUCUACAGCUCAAUCUCUUCGCAAUCUUCAACUACAUCUUCGUUGCUCCAGGUGUCAUCGCACAGCUUCAACCUCUCUUCAUCGAGCGUCGCGACGUCUAUGAGACUCGUGAAAAGAAGAGUAAGAUGUAUGACUGGAAAGCCUUCACUACAGGUCUCAUCGUGUCUGAGAUCCCUUACCUUGUUCUGUGUGCGACAUUCUACUUUGUCUGCUUUUACUUCACCGUCGGCUUCCCUGGAAAGGCUGCUUCUGCGGGUUCGGUCUACUUCGUCAUGUUGGUCUACCAAUUCAUCUAUACUGGUAUCGGUCAGUUCGUUGCAGCCUAUGCUCCCAACGCCGUCUUCGCAUCGCUUGUCAACCCUUUGAUUAUCGGUACUCUCGUCUCGUUCUGUGGUGUCCUGGUGCCUUACGCUCAGAUCCAACCUUUCUGGCGUUACUGGCUAUACUACCUCAACCCCUUUAACUACCUCAUGGGCUCCCUCCUUGUAUUCACUACCUUCGACGAGGUUGUUCACUGCAAGCAAUCCGAGUUUGCAAGAUUCAAUCCUCCUUCAGGUCAGACUUGUGGAUCAUACCUCGCCAAUUACCUGCAAGGCAUGGGUCAUGCUUCAAACCUUAUCAAUCCUGAUGCUACUUCUGACUGUCACGUCUGCCAAUACACUCGUGGUAGCGACUACCUUGCCACCCUCAACCUGAAAGAAUACUACUAUGGCUGGAGAGAUGCAGCCAUCUGUGUCAUCUUCGCUCUGUCUGGUUACGCUCUUGUGUUCGGACUCAUGAAGCUCAGGACCAAGGCAUCCAAGAAGGCUGAGUAA
Messenger RNA from Aureobasidium melanogenum CBS 110374, 4248 nucleotides. RefSeq names its product pleiotropic drug resistance protein, ABC superfamily. NCBI's taxonomy places the organism in Eukaryota, Fungi, Ascomycota, Dothideomycetes, Dothideales, Saccotheciaceae. Gene Ontology annotation, molecular function: ABC-type transporter activity; ATP binding; ATP hydrolysis activity. The coding region runs from base 1 to 4248 and encodes 1415 amino acids. Gene Ontology annotation, biological process: transmembrane transport. The record is from RefSeq and is a predicted model, not a curated record. Gene Ontology annotation, cellular component: membrane. The transcript is spliced from 3 exons.